Molecule: messenger RNA, 2018 nt
Organism: Lactuca saligna
Lineage: Eukaryota; Viridiplantae; Streptophyta; Magnoliopsida; Asterales; Asteraceae
Source: the annotation of a GenBank genome assembly
AUGAGAGGCAGCGGACAUCCGACCUAUUCUCCUAGCAAAACCAAACCCUCGCUUUUGGCUUCUUUCCGAUCGCAAUCUCCUAGCAAAACCAAACACCUCCUCCUUUGGUCUAGUCAAAACCACGGAGACCAUCACGGUUUGCGAGUCGGGCGACGAACCUCCGUGCUUCUCCCCCUUAAUCAGACGAAGACGAGCACCGGAGAAUCUUCACCUUGGUCUCCUUUGUUGCCGACGAUGGGAGUUCCAGUUUUGGAUAGUUUUGAUAUGAGUUUUGAAGAGUGUAGUACGAGUAGUAGUAUGGCUGAAAUGGGAAGAAGGAACUGCAUUCACAAGCGUUCUAAAAGCUUUCCAGACACGAAUAAUUUUGAAGACGAUAGUCUUGAACCUUCUGAACGUGUUAAGUUGGAUAAGGGACACUUGAAGAACUCUAUUUCUAAGCCGGCAAUGGAGAUUAUUAAAGAAAUUGCGGUUUUAGAGUAUGAAGUGUCACAUUUGGAGCGAUAUCUUCUCUCAUUGUACCAAAAGGCUUUUGAUCAAAAAAAUUCAUAUUCAUCCCCAUUAAGAAACAAACAAACAUCAAAACCACCAUUGAUUACACCACGAGGAACGUAUCUUGAAACUUGUAGGGUUGAUAUCUCAUUACAAACAAACUCACGGCAAGAUGUCAAUGCAUGUUUCAAAAAUGAGGAACAAAAUGGACUUUUAGUUUCGGGAGUUCAACAUUGCCACUCUUCGGUAACGAGAACUUGUCCACCCGAGAUUUUUGGCAAAUCUUUACGCGCUUGUUACUCACAACCACCUUCCAUGAUGGAGUAUGAUCAAACAAAUUCUUCAAAUAUAAUUAGUCUAGCGGAGCAUUUAGGCACUCGGAUUUCGGAUCAUGUUUUUGAAACACCAAACAAGCUUUCAGAAGACAUGGUGAAAUGUAUGUCGACUAUAUAUUGCAAGCUUGCCGAACCACCUCUUGGCCUCUCAUCUCCUACAUCAUCUUCAUCAUCCAUGAAUGGUUUCUCACCGAAACAUCACCUAGAUAUGAUGUGGGGUCCGGGGUUUAGAACAGAUUCAAAGUCAUUUGAAGUGAAAUUAGAUAACCCUUUUCAUGUCCAAGGGAUUAAUGAGUUUAGUGGACCAUAUAGUACCAUGGUUGAAGUUCGAUGUCUUUAUAAUGAUAAUCAGAGACUUGGUGAAAUCACACACUUGUUGCAGCAUUUCAGGUCGCUUGUUUCUCGAUUAGAAAAGGUAAAUCCUAGGAAGUUGAACCACGAAGAGAAGCUAGCGUUCUGGAUUAAUAUACAUAACGCGUUAGUGAUGCAUGCUAUUUUGGCUUAUGGGAUCCCACAAAACAAUAUGAAGAGAGUCUUUCUACUGUUGAAGGCGGCUUAUAAUGUCGGUGGUCACAUCGUAAGUGCAGAUGUCAUUCAAAGCACGAUUCUAGGAUGUCGAAUGUUGCGUCCUGGACAGUGGAUUCGUCUGUUAUUAUCUUCACGAACGAAACUUAAAGCAGGAGAUAACCGCCAAGCAUAUGCAAUUGACCAUCGGGAACCCCUUUUGCACUUCGCACUUUGUUCAGGAUGCCAUUCUGAUCCUUCCGUUCGUGUUUACACUCCAAAACGAGUGUGUCAAGAACUAGAAACAGCAAAAGAAGAGUUUAUCAUGGCUACAUUCAGUCUAGGAAAUGAUCAAAGAAUUCUUUUACCAAAAAUCCUUCAUAGUUUUGGGAAAGAUUCAGGAUUAUGUGAAGCUGGUAUCAUUGAAAUGAUCCAAGUCUAUUUACAAGAUAAAUUCAAGAAAAGCAUAAAGAAACAUCAGCUAUCAAAAUCAAGAAAAAAGAUCGAAUGGGUUCCUCAAGAUUUUGCUUUUAGGUAUUUAAUUUCUAAGGAACUUGUGAAUUCCUCCAUUAAUGGAGCUUGAGCUCUUAUUUUUUUCGUGAUUUUUUUGGUUAAUGAAAAUUGUUCUAGACUUCUAGUAAUGUAUAUUGUGGUUACCCUGAUAAUCUAAUUAGUGACUUGUACGCUGUG